Molecule: messenger RNA, 2479 nt
Organism: Sorghum bicolor (sorghum)
Lineage: Eukaryota; Viridiplantae; Streptophyta; Magnoliopsida; Poales; Poaceae
Product: FBD-associated F-box protein At5g18780
Exons: 3
Coding region: 169-1638 (489 amino acids)
Molecular function (GO): protein binding
Source: RefSeq, a predicted model, not a curated record
AAAAAGGACGUUGGCUUACGCAUGGGCCAAGAGCCCAAAACUCCGGCAGCACAUCGGUUUCUGAUUUUUUUUUUCUCAAAAAAGAAAAAAGACAAUCGGUUUCUGCCUUUCUGGUUCCGGAGUUUGGGUUGAGGAACGAAGCGAGUGGCGGCGGCGGCGGUUCCGAGAAUGGCCAUCGGUUCCGACAGCGGCGGCGGCGGCGGAGUGAAGAGGCAAAGGGUGGAUGACCGAUGCGAGGCGGUGGCUUCGGAUGCGUUCCCGGUAGACCGCAUCUCGGCGCUGCCGGACGAGCUGCGACUGCACGUCCUGACGCACCUCCCCCUCAAGGACGCCAUCCGCACGGGGGCGCUCGCUCGCGGGUGGCGCGACCUAUGGAGGGGCCGGUGGGCGCACCGCGCCUCCCUCGAGGUGCACCUCCGCUCCCACGACGACCUGGGGAGAGAGCUGGACGUGCUGGAGCGCGAGCCGCGCCCGCGCCGCCGCCUCGAGCGCUUCUCCCUGGUCGUCGACAUCUCCAACCUCAAGUCCUCGGAACUCCGGCGUUUUCUCGAUUACGCUGCCGAGUGCGGCGUCGAGGACCUCCACGUGGAGAUGCUCCAGGGCACGAUUGCGAGCAGACUCAACUUCCACUUGCCGCUGUCGAGCCCGGCCCUCGCGUGCCUCUCGCUCCGCCACAUCUGCGUCUCCAAAAUGUACCACAAGGGCGCCCGGCCAUUCCACGCUCUCGAGGUCAUCCGGCUCGCAUCGGUGUCCUUCCGCAGGGAGGCUUUCAGAGAAAUGAUGGCGCUGUGCCCCAGCCUCCUCGUUCUCGAUCUGCGCUGCUGCAGCUGUAGUGGUUGGGUGUUCGACAGGCUGCCGCCGAACCUGAGGAGUCUUACCAUCGCGGGCUGUGAUAGGAUUACCAGUCUGGACUUCGUGCGUGUUCCUAGCCUGCGCUCCUUCCGCUACAGUGGCUGCUUCUCCAACUUGCCUUUAUCCAUUCCACGCGAUGCUGUGCUUUCUGAUCUUUAUAUUCAGUUAUAUGACUCAGUAAUGAUGAAAGAGUGGCAUAUCGAUAAGUUGAGGAAAUCUCUCCCGAAGGAUUUAUCCAGACUCAACGUUCUCACUAUCAGUUACAAAGCUCUCACGGGUGCAUCUGUCUUGUCAGUUGAUGGGGUCAGUGCCCAAUUGCCCAAUUUCAACUUACAUGGAUUGAAAGAGCUACACCUACUCAUGUUACAGACAAAAGCUGUCAACCUAGCUAACCUCUAUCUGUUCCUCAAGACCUUCCAGUGUCCUAAUCUGGAGAGGCUCUUUGUGCAGCUCCCGGCAUAUAGAUUAAAGCCCACAGAAGGUUCUAUUGAUCAGGUGCGGGAAGAGCCACCGGAAGAUGGCUUAGACAACCUUGUCAUGAUAAAGGUCAUGAACUUCAACUGGUGCCCCACCGAGGUGCAGCUAGUGAGUUUUCUAUUGAGGAAGGCUAGCUCUCUGCAGAAACUGUUAAUAGUUUCUCGCAAUGUCACUCCAGUGGAUUCGCCCGGUGCAUCAGAAGCGGACCUUUCGCUUCUCAAAGAAGCUUUGGUCAAUGGCACGAUAAUGUUUACUGAGUCUGAUAAUGCAGCAACUCAGCCAUAUCAUAAGGCCUAUAUCAAUCUAUAGUGCAGUCACCAGUCGAAUCAGAGCCCUAAAGAUAGUAAUACUAGCCUAUCAGGACAUUAACAUUUUGGUUCCAGUUCUUACUGAGAAAAUUGUAAGAUAUCAAGAAACCAAUGUUGUCUCCUUAAUUUCUUUCUUGAAUAUUACUCUUAGUGAAGUAUUAAUAAUGCAUGGUGUUCCAAUAUGCUCUUGCUUUGCUGUCCUGGUACCACUUGCAUGAUGUAUUUAACAUGUUAAUAUUAUCCUUAUGAUGAUGAUGUAUCAAUCAUAUGUUAUUUAGUUGUCACUUGGCUCGGUUAGUUUGGGGGGUUUUACAGGAUAUCUUUGAACUAGAUUUUUUACCUAGAUCCAUAGAAGAUAUGUCUAUGACCUGGUUACAUGGCACGGGGCCUCUACCUAAGCGGUUGAUGAUGUUUUUCUUCGCGGGUUUUGCCUGGGCGUUAUGGAUUACGCGGAACAAGAUGGCAAUUGAGAAAACUUUUGUUAAAAUGCCAACUGAUGUGAUAUAUGUGGCGAUAUCAUUCUUGCAGAGAUGGAGUAUCCUUUUGAAGGAGAAAGACAAGGAGCGCGUGUGGCAGGUGCUGGAGGCAAUUAGACGCUGGCUGAAGGACUUUAAACCCAAGAUUUCCACUGCUACUGAUGUCUUCGAGAUUUAACAGUUUUUGUUUUUGUUGUGCUCUAGAUGUUGUCUUUACCUUCCUGGUUUUGGGCUGAUAUAGCCGUGAAUUGUAAUGUGGCUGGUAACCCCAGCGAACCUGUUACGUUGUGCUUUCUUAAAAGCAGAGUUGAUCCUCUUUAAAAAAAAAUUCUGGAGCUUCAUAUUAUCUUUCACAACUCAAACGAA